AUGCUGUGCCAUCUGCCCCCCAGGCUCCCUAGAAUGUGGGACAGGACUUUGGAGAAGCAGGAAGAUAGGAAAGCAUUGUGUUUUGGAAAACAGAAAUGUAACCUUCAUAAAGUGGGGAAGGAAUUUGAACCCACUGCUCACUCAGUUCCUGGCUUCCUGGACAUAUGUCUGAUCACAGAGGCACCUUUGGAGGAAAUGGUCCAGCACCUCAAGGCUUGGAAUGUCCCCAAUGAGGCGGGUCUAGUCCCCAGAACUGCAAAAGGGCCUAUUAUGUCAAUCUACUUCCAAGACCUUGACAGAAACCUGAUUGAGGUGUCCAACUAUGUUUCCUCAUGGUUCUGCCUGCUGUUUCCUACACCCCAGAAGCCUCACUGA
Messenger RNA from Molossus molossus (Pallas's mastiff bat), 375 nucleotides. RefSeq names its product glyoxalase domain containing 5 (gene GLOD5). The record is from RefSeq and is a predicted model, not a curated record. NCBI's taxonomy places the organism in Eukaryota, Metazoa, Chordata, Mammalia, Chiroptera, Molossidae.